Messenger RNA from Brassica napus (rape), 2409 nucleotides. RefSeq names its product aspartyl protease family protein At5g10770-like. The record is from RefSeq and is a predicted model, not a curated record. Gene Ontology annotation, biological process: proteolysis. Gene Ontology annotation, molecular function: aspartic-type endopeptidase activity. The transcript has 2 exons. The coding region runs from base 799 to 2220 and encodes 473 amino acids. Lineage: Eukaryota; Viridiplantae; Streptophyta; Magnoliopsida; Brassicales; Brassicaceae.
AAUUAUGUAAUUAGUAAGUAUUGCUGUGGGGGAAAGUGGAAAAUGAAGAAUUUCUUGAAUAUCUUAACCGUAAUCCUUUGUGUAUGGCUCAAUAGUCGAAGACUAAAUCUUUUUCUUGCGUGUUCUUCUGAGACUCGUCACUCAAGUUAUACUUGUGUUAGACAUGAUGUAUUAGUACAUACAUGAAUAUUAAAAGUAAAAUUACAAGGAGCGAUUCUACUAUAUUUCCUUUAUGUUUCGAAGAUGGAUUCAGUUAGAAUUGUAGGCACCGCAUUUCCCACGACUUUGGCCUUAGCCGCUGAUCCUAUUGUCUCUUUCAUUGACAGUGCGUUUGACAUAUCUUAUAUCUAUUAGAUUCUGAUGACAGGAAGAGAAGCCAGAAGAAAGUAAAAGUGCAUGGUGUUAAGUGUCAACAUCAACGUCACUGAUCCUAGGGUUAUUGCUGGGUCUCGUACGUGCAGGCUAUUGCAUUGAUAUAGCUUCUUCUAGGGGCCAUGGGGGUAAGAGGAUGCAAGUCCUAAAAAAUUUCUCUAUUGGGUUUAUUUUUGCUGGCUCAACAAGAGAGUUGCACUAUUAGACUUUUCUUUUGAAUAAUUUGAACUUUUAGAAUUUUCUAACACUUAUCUUAUAUUAAUGGUCAUAACUGAUUUCAUGGAUCUCUCAGUACCCUACAUAUUAAUGGUAUGUGAUAUGCGGCUAGCCUUGAGUAUAACAACAUCAUCAACUACAGAGUUUCUUGAGCAAGGAAAUUUGGUUAUAAAAUGACUAACCAGUUUCAUUUAAUUAGUAGAGUGUAAAAUGAAGAAUAUGUUGAAUAUCAUAACUAUAAUCAUUUGUUUAUGGCUCAGUUGGGGUCGUGCUGAUGGAGCUCAAAAGAGAGAAAGUGGAGAGCUUUCUUUUCACAGAAUUCAAGCAAGCUCUCUUUUUCCUUCAUUACCAGCACCAUGUGUUCUUCCUCCAAGAGUAUCUAAUACGAAGUCGUCGCUUCACGUGGUGAACAGACACGGCCCAUGCUCGAGUCUAAGCAGCAAGAAAGCCACGAUCAGUCCCGACCAUGACGAGAUCCUCAGACUCGACCAGGCGCGCGUAAAAUCCAUUCACUCAAAGCUUUCAAAGAAGCUAACAGCCAGAGAUAGACUCAGUCAAAGCCAGUCAACAGUUCUACCGGCUACAGAUGGAAUCACACUCGGUUAUGGAAACUACAUCGUGACGGUCGGAAUCGGGACGCCGAAACACGAUCUCUCUCUGGUCUUCGACACAGGCAGCGAUCUGACGUGGACUCAAUGCGAGCCAUGUGGUAGAAAUGGAACAUGUUAUCCCCAAAAGGAGCCCAUCUUUAACCCAUCUUCCUCUUCUUCCUUCUCCAACGUCUCGUGCUCAUCGCCGUUCUGCGACUCUCUCGCUUCCCAAGGUCGCGUUAAAAAUUGUUUGGCUCCCAACUGCGACUACGGUGUCGGAUACGGCGAUAGAUCGUUCACCAUAGGAUUUCUCGCCACCGAGAAAUUUACUUUAGCGAACUCUGAUGUCUUCGACAAUGUUAUCUUUGGCUGCGGUGUGAACAACAAAGGAUUCAUUGGUAUCGCCGGACUUCUCGGUCUUGGCCGCGGCAAAGUCUCGUUUCCAUCGCAGACGGCGAUGACGUACAACAAUAUAUUCUCCUACUGCCUCCCUUCUUCCCCAGAGUACACUGGCCAUCUCACCUUCGGAUCAGCUGGAUUAUCUAACUCCGUCAAAUACACUCCCAUCUCCGCAGUCCCAUAUAGCGCAUCCUUUUAUGGCCUUGAUAUCGUAGGUAUCUCCGUCGACGACAAGCAACUGGAGAUCCCCUCCACUACCGGUGCUGUAAUCGACUCUGGUACCGUGAUUACUCGCCUACCACCCAUGGCCUACGCGGCACUGCGAACCGCGUUCAAGGAGAAGAUGUCGAAUUAUAAGACUACGUUGGGACGAUCGAUUCUUGACACGUGCUACGAUUUCACCGGCCAAGAGACUAUGAACAUACCUAAAGUCUCCUUCUCCUUCAAAGGCGGCACCGUCGUGGAACUUGACUCAAUAGGGGUUUUGUACGUGUUUAAUAAGUCCACGGUUUGUUUGGCGUUUGCGGGGAAUAAUAACGAUGAUGACGUGACCAUUUUCGGGAACGUUCAGCAAAAGACAAUGCAAGUUGUGUACGACGGUCCCGGCGGUCGGGUCGGGUUUGCUCCCAAUGGUUGUAUGUAGUUGAUGUGAAACAAUAUAAAAUUGGUAUGUUUGUAUUUUUAAGUAAGUAUUAUCUUUCAUCAAGUGUUUGUAAGCUUGAGUGGCCGUCUGUGAAAGUGUCAAGGACCACUCAAGUAUGUGUACGAUCAAUAUUGAUCGUAUUAAGUAUCCUAAAGUGUGAACUAAGAAAGAAACAGAUUGUUUUGUCAA